AUGGAACAGACGUCGGGGACUCGCGAGUCCCGGGCCCGGCCGAGAGAGCGGGACCCAGACCGGCAUCCCCGCCCGGAACGAGACCGCCACCCCGAGAGACAGCGGGACAGAGCCGGGGACCGGCACAGGGAAAGAAACGGAGGCGGGCGGAGGGACGGGGACCGGGACAGGGAGAGGAACCGGGAACCUCGCCAGGACAGGCCCAGGGCCGGGGACCAUCGCGGCGGCGAACAAAGAGUUUGGGAAAACUCCCGCCAGAGUCGGACGCGAGACGGACCCCGGCGGCCGACCUGGGACGCGGCCCCGCCCCCCUGGCCCGCGACGUGGGAAACCCCGGAGCCGCCGCCCCUGCGGAAGGAGGGCCUCGGACGCCGAGGACCAGAAAGUGAACCCACUUCAGGGAGAUACCCACUCUCGAACCCCCGGCCUGGACUACAGGAAGUGGUAUAUUACCAGUCAGAGGCUGAAGGGCUCCUGGAAUGCCACAAGUGCAGAUACCUGUGCACCGGGAGAGGUGUGAUACAGAUAGUGGAGGUGAUACUGAAUGGGAUGGUUCUCAUGUGUAUCGUGGCCUCCUACUUUGUCCUGGCCGGAUUCAGUGCCAGCUUUGCCAGCGGCGGCGGCUUUGGGAACAACUAUUACUCGCCAUUUGAGGGCACCGAGCUGGAGCAGGUUCGGCAGCUGGACCAGCAGUACACAAUCCUCCGGGCACCCCUGAUAUACGGCGGCGUGGCUGUUUCUCUGGGGCUCGGUGUCCUCACCUUGGGUGUUUUACUCCAAGGAGCCAAAAGUCUACACAAACUGCCAGGGAAGUGGCUCCUCCUGGAGGCCAUCUUCAGCCUCCUGGCGGCAGUGGGCUACUGCGUGGGCAUCGGCAUUUACCUCCACACAGCCUUGCAGAUCAAUGCCACAGACACUUGCAGAACAAGAGAGAGGGUCUAUGCCCGCAAGGGUCUCACCUGGAUGAACUGCCAGUUGGCAGGCACCGAUGGAGCAGCUGCCACCUUUGCUUGUCUUCUGGUGGUGAUGUAUGGCGCCAGCGUGGUGCUGGCCCUGCGGAGCUACCGAGAACAGAAGCAGUACAAGGACAGCCAGGAACAGCAGAGAAAUUACAAUGAUGCACCAGAAUACGUGUGGUCUGGAGUACUCUGA
Messenger RNA from Budorcas taxicolor (takin), 1152 nucleotides. RefSeq names its product MARVEL domain containing 3 (gene MARVELD3). Bases 1 to 1152 code for a protein of 383 amino acids. The transcript is spliced from 3 exons. Gene Ontology annotation, cellular component: membrane. NCBI's taxonomy places the organism in Eukaryota, Metazoa, Chordata, Mammalia, Artiodactyla, Bovidae. The record is from RefSeq and is a predicted model, not a curated record.